This is a messenger RNA of Fusarium sp. VM40, 585 nucleotides long. The record is from the annotation of a GenBank genome assembly. Lineage: Eukaryota; Fungi; Ascomycota; Sordariomycetes; Hypocreales; Nectriaceae.
AUGGCAUUCGAAUUCCCUCCUCACUUGACAGCCCUCACCAUGGACAGCCCUAGUCUUUGGCAAGCUAGACCUGAACGUAAGUGCCCGCACUGCGAAUACUACCCUUUUCAUCAAGAGAAAAAGGUAUGUGAAGUAUGCCAAUUCAAGCUGGGCACCAAAGAAGUCCAAUCCUUCCUUGAAGACUACAACAGGGACUGGGUUGUGUAUCAUCUCGUCCGACACGGCGAUCUCCAUGGUCGGUAUACGCUCGAAAACGACAUGCGCGAGCGUUUAGUUCGCGAGAAACGCUGCCGACGCCUUUCUUGCGCCAUGGAAAGAGACUCUAGCUACGUGCACUGCGAGAAGUGUCGGAAGAAGCUCGCCUGCAAAGGCUACACUUCAGAGCUGGCCAACAUGAAAGAAAGGACGCCUUCAUUGGCCCAUGUUCUUGACAGCUACUCUGAAACGUCGUUUACUGCAAGGAUCGCCAAAAACGAAGACGGAACCUCGCCUGAGGAUUGGGUGUGGGAGGGCUCAUCCGAGAAGUUUGUACAUCCUGAGCGCAAGACUUAUCAGGAAAACUCCAGUCCCGAAGAAAUGGUUUGA